AUGGCAGCACCCGAUAUGACACCUGUCCCCAUGCACAUCCCCGCCAUCCUUCAAAAUCCCGUCAAUGCCAGCUUGAGGCAGGUCGAAGCUCACAAUGCACAGCAGAAGCAGAAGUCGGUCGCUAGACGAGAAGCCAGAGAAGAGGUAAAGGCGUCUGGUUCUACCAGGGGGAAGCGAUAUAUCAGAAGGAAAGAAAAUGCCGUCUUUUCUUCAAAUCCCCAUAUCGUAGCUCCUAAACGAUCUGACUGUUUCCCUCCUGUACCACUCCAAGCUCACAACUAUCGCGUAUCACCCUUUCCUUAUUUACCUCGUUCCGAACCUGUUCCUUCUCCGGGUUAUGAUCACAACUCUGAUCCUCGAAACUCUCUACACGGAGCAUUCAGUACCUCGCUUAAGGGUACCCGCCAGAUGCUACGCAAGCGAGGUAGAAGGGCUGAGCAGUUAGUCAAUGUAGCGGAGAAGGAGCUCAGAGGGUGGCUUGGGGGUUCAUGGCUUCUUCAUCCUGAAGAGGCAAGUUGGAGGGUGAUUGAUCCUUACGUCUCUUUUGGUGACGCAAUAGUCCGAGACGAACUUACCGAAGAGGCGAACGAGGGAGAGGGAGAACAGCUCCACAGGGUGGAGGGAGGAGGGAAGAUGGAUAGAAGAAUGCCUUUGCAAUAUCGACUUGGAGGGCGGAUACCGAACUUACCUCGAAUAAAGGAGAGAGUAGCUGUUAUGGAGCUUUCUAGAUCACCCGUGCAUCUUACUUGGGCGGUAAAGGAUGGAUUUGAGAGAUUAGUGCUUCAUUUGCUUUGCAGGUAUUAUGGCCUAGUCACUUGGAGUGAAGAUCAUGUAACCCACACAGGCGAAUCAGUCCGUCUGACCCAUAUAAUCCGUCCCACUCUUGCACGUUCGUCCAAUCAAGCGUCCGUUCCUUCGUUAUCACUCGAUACUCCUUACGAUUCCGAAACCGGUGUGUCAUCACAGACAUUGGUGAGUGACUCGGGUACCGGUACUGCAGUCAUCUCCGACUCAGAUCUCUCGGAUUCCGAAGCGGAUUUUGACUCCGUGCGUGGUUAUUCUCUGGAUGAUCCCCCAGAUCCUGAGGUGAGAGUUGAGGUCGUAGAGGAGCCUAGUGUGGUGAGGAGAAUCCCAUUGGUCAGAGUCCUGUCGGACACUUCGUCCCAGUACGGAGGAUCAGAAUGGGGAUCAGAGUAUAGUGGGAUGGGAGAUAGUCUUAUUUUACCCACACCUACACCCACUUCUGUCAGUAGAUCAGAUCCGUCGGAUACGUCGGGAUACCCUCCUGCAGUCAAUGUGGUGGAGGAAGACAUCUCACCCGCUGUGAUGAGGGAGAUCCCUACGGUGACUAGGCGGAGUAUGAACGCAAUUCCGAUGGGAUGGGAGGAUAGACCGACAUUUUUUGAUUAUCUAUAUGGGGGAUAUUAG
Tremella mesenterica DSM 1558 is the source of this 1428-nucleotide messenger RNA. RefSeq lists its product as uncharacterized. The coding region runs from base 1 to 1428 and encodes 475 amino acids. Lineage: Eukaryota; Fungi; Basidiomycota; Tremellomycetes; Tremellales; Tremellaceae. The transcript is spliced from 4 exons. The record is from RefSeq and is a predicted model, not a curated record.